AACGGGCCCCGGGCUGGUGUUUGUAAACUUGCCUCGGUCCCUGCGGGGGCAACGGCAGCGGCGGGGCUGGCACCGGAGAGUGAGCACUGGGGGCGGGGUCCUCCCGUACGGGAACACUGCUGGAGGCUGCGCCCGGCAGUUUCAGGUGUCUGAGACAGAUUCAAAGCCAUCUCCAGAGACUUGAGCUGGACACCAAAGACAGCAGGUUUUCAUUCUUCUGUGAGAACAGUGAGAACUCAUCAGAAAACAACAACUGAGCCCAGUUGUUGGGAUACCAUCUUCUCUUUGGAGAGCACUGAGUUCCAGCUGCUGCCGAAGACCUCUCAGUAUGGCAGUAAGGGCAUAUAGAAGACAUGGAAUGAGGAGGCCCCAGUGAAAUGUUGAUAGCUCCCUCCAUAUACACACUAACCAAAGGAGUAAGAAACUCUUGAACUGUUGGAUCCCCUUAAGUGAAGUGGGCGACAUGGCUCAGGCGAGUCUCCUAGCCUGUGAGGGCCUUGCAGGUGUGAGUUUGGUCCCCACGGCAGCCAGCAAGAAGAUGAUGCUGAGCCAGAUUGCCAGCAAACAGGCAGAGAACGGGGAGCGAACGGGCAACCCAGAGGUGCUGAGGUGCUCAGGCCAGGGUCACCGAAAAGAUGGAGAAAAAUCAAGAAAUCGAAAAGAUGACAGCGCCACAACUGAAGCUCCACCACCAAAAAAAGUUAAAAAGAUGGUGGUGGUGGAGCAGAAUGGCUCUUUUCAAGUAAAGAGCCAAAAAAACUUUAUUUGUGAGCAGUGUUUUGGAGCCUUUAGAAGUAGUUAUCACCUCAAGAGGCACAUCCUCAUUCAUACAGGGGAGAAGCCCUUUGAAUGCGACGUGUGUGACAUGCGGUUCAUUCAGAAGUACCACCUGGAGCGCCACAAGCGUGUGCACAGUGGAGAGAAGCCCUACCAGUGUGAACGGUGUCAGCAGAGCUUUUCCCGGACAGAUCGUUUGCUCAGACACAAACGGAUGUGCCAAGGGUGUCACUCCAAAACCCUGGAUGGGCAGUUUUCCCUUUAGGCAUGGGGCCCAGGGUGGUGGGAAGGAUCAGAAGAGCUCACUGAAGAUGCUACCCCCUCUGGUUCUGAGGGUGCCACCACCUCCCACACCUCCACAUGCCUCUUCUUUCUUCUCUUCAUGGAGGAGGGGACCAGGAGAGUCAGAGACCUAACCGACAUCAGGGGACAGGGCAUCGGAGCCACGGCCCUGUAAAUAACCUGAGAUCCGGGGUGGCUGGAGGGCUUCCUCCAGCAGUUCCUGGGAGGGUCGACCAAUCUCUGAACCCUUGAUUAAGCCAUGGAAAGGGACUCAAGAUACAGGACCAAGACAGAACAGCGGAUCACACAGCCAUGAACUCCACAUGCGAGUAGAAAGUGGGGAGGGGUGUGUGACUGUAUGUAUGUAUAUACAUAUACGUAUAUAUGUAUGUAUAUGUGUGUAUAUACAUAUAUAUGCAUAUGUGUGUAGAUAUAUGCACAUAGAUUUAAUCCAAGAGGGAUUUCACCCCAUGAACUGUGGAUGUAGAGAACCUGAAGGCACGCUACCCCAGGGCAAAGCAGGGACUGUCAUUGUCCUGGUCAUCCCACACAGAUGGCAUUCAGUUUGCAUUUUGCCUCGACCUUUACAUGCCCUGGACCUCACCUUCUCUGAGGCAGGUGGGGAGCAGAGCUGGCAGCUGAGCUUACCCUGGGCUAUGGAAAGAGGUUCCUGGAGGCAGGGGCAGUUGGCCACAAGCAAGAGCAGAUAGGUAUCUCCUUUCCCCCAGUGGAGUAACAAGAGUUGUGCCCCGUGUGUGUUAAAGCAGAGUGUGUGACAAAUACUUGAUUUUGGGGCUGGCUCAAGUGCCUUUUGGAGGAAGCUAUGGAAGGAGGCCUGUGAAUCAUCCUCCUCUCUUUGGGGAUCCUAAAUCUCGAGGAUGGCUUCUGUGUAGCCCGAUUCUCUGAUUGCCUUCCCCCAUUGCCACUGAAGUCCAAAAAAAGUGGAUGGGUUGGAGGUGCUGGGUGCCAAAAAGUAGAUCAGCACUGAGCCCACUUCAGAGUUCAGCUAGCUGCUCUGGGUCAAGAUGAGACUUGAGUUGGGUCACAACCUGCUGAAGAAGUAACGAAACUGGAGUCCGGCCCUCAUCUCGAUCCUGAGAGGGGGCUAUCUCUCCCCUGUACUUACCCACCCAAGUCCUAUCACUGGAUUGAGAUAAACAGGGUUACUUCCUCAUAAUGAAAGGAGAGGGCCUGAUUCCCUCUUUAAUAACCCUCCACAACCCUGAUUGGUUUUAUGACUGAUGGAGCUGGUGUAGACUCUAUUUUAAUCAAUACUCUAAUCCCCAUAGCCACUUGCUCCAUGGCCCAAAGUUUGAUGGAUUACAAGUGAUUAGAUGUGUGUGCAACACCUUUGCAGAUGUUGCAGCAUAUACAGUAACGGCCAAUUGAGCCAAGUACCUCCUCUCUCCCAAACCUAAAGGAUUCUUGGGAAACUGAAUAGCAUCCCAGUGAUUUCAGGGGAUUUAUAUAUUGAAGAUUUUGUUAUUUAACAAACCAAGGGUUCUGGUAUUUCUGGCCUAAGCUGAGAGCUAGGGGUUCUUGAACAGUGGCAAAUUUUAAUGAAAUCAUUCCUUCCCUUAGGGCAAAAGGUGCAAGGGAUCCUGUUGGGAGGGUGCAGCAACGCCGGUAGCCCCAUCUCCCAUCUUAGUCUGGGGCAGUUGGAUCAAUUCCUUGUGUCUUGUGAAUAGGUAGGAUAGUAGGAGGUGGGACUAGACUUAAGACCAGGCCUGGGAAAGUUUGUGUUCCAUUUAGUCAUUAACCUUGGUGAGAGGGUCUGGCAGCAGACUUGCAGCCACUCCUUGACUAAGGGCAUGGGGGCCAGAGAAAGCAAGGGAAUCCUGCUUGUCAGAAGUGUGGCCACUUGGUUCCAAAGGGAACCCUGGGCUUUCAGAUUUUGCACCAGCAGGAUCUGGGACUUUAAGUCCUGGUUUUCAUUUCACACCCAUCUUCCCUGGUCUGAAUUCUAGGUGUUCCCCCUUCCCCAUGCAGUGAAUGAUCCCUUGGGGGGAGGAGUCUUAAUGAACUUCAUCAGGCCUCCUGAGUGUCAGGGAGGUAAGCCUGGCUGGGUUGCUGGAGACUAGGAUUUCCUUAAAUGUCAACAAUGGGGGAGUCUUAGGAAAAGCAAGGAUAGAUUUAGAAAGAAAAGCUACAAACAGCUCUUAAAAACUGGGAAGGCUGCUUCUCACCCCACCCCCUUGCUUCACAAGGCUUAUUUGUUGGAGGUUGGGGGUUUUUAUGGGAUUGGGGAAUGAGUGGGAAAUCAUGUGAACAGGUUAUGUGCCGGUGAGUUUUAAGUCAGACCGCUUCUUCAGCUUUUGCCAGAACAGUCGAGGAAUGAGAGGGAGCCAAUGAUGGAGUAAUAGGGGACCAGGCCGGGCCAGCUCACAGCCAACACUGGCCCUGGUGGGGCUGGAGGGGGGGCUGUGGCUGUGGCCCUCUGUGCUACAGUGGGUGCUAAGACUUUAGAGGAAGGGCUGGGUGGAUAGAAGGAGCGCUGCUGCACCCCUGACCACCCAGGCCUAGGAGCCUCACCUAAUGGAAGAAACCACAGAAGACUGCAAGGACUCCUGGAUUGAAUCCUCACCACCUCUGCGCUGCAUAACUACAGCUGGGAGGAAGAGGAGAUGAGCCAGUUUAUAGGGGAGUUGCUACAUCAAUGUAGCAUUUACCCAAAUUCCUAUAUCUCCUCCAUCCCUUGCCCUUCCUUUUUUUGUCCACCCUGGCGUCAGGGUCAAAGAGACCCCUUCACCAGCCCGCAGCGGCUGUUUAGCUACUGAUAAUGCCCCUCGGCCUGGGAGUCAGAGGACUAAAGUUUCCCUGACCCCCUCUUCCCGGCUCCCUCUUCCCAACAUCCUACACAGGCCUUGGAGCUUUUAUUUUCGUCAUCCCCUUCACCCUCUCGCCCCCCCCUUUUUUUUUAAUACACUUAUUUUGCUAUGGGGGGGGUGGGAGGGGAGUAACAGAUGGACAAGAAAUUUUAAAUGGUAGUUUUUAUAAGAUGUUAUAAACUUGUAUCUUUUUACCAUUCAAAGUGCAGUGUACGUUCCUUUGUGACAUAUUUAGAAUAUUUAAAUAAAAUGGGGGUUUUCUACAGUG
Messenger RNA from Monodelphis domestica (gray short-tailed opossum), 4155 nucleotides. RefSeq names its product zinc finger protein 740 (gene ZNF740). Gene Ontology annotation, biological process: regulation of transcription by RNA polymerase II. The record is from RefSeq and is a predicted model, not a curated record. Gene Ontology annotation, molecular function: DNA-binding transcription factor activity, RNA polymerase II-specific. Gene Ontology annotation, cellular component: nucleus. Lineage: Eukaryota; Metazoa; Chordata; Mammalia; Didelphimorphia; Didelphidae.